Molecule: messenger RNA, 4632 nt
Organism: Sarcophilus harrisii (Tasmanian devil)
Lineage: Eukaryota; Metazoa; Chordata; Mammalia; Dasyuromorphia; Dasyuridae
Gene: FAF1
Product: Fas associated factor 1
Exons: 19
Coding region: 406-2355 (649 amino acids)
Cellular component (GO): nucleus; endoplasmic reticulum
Molecular function (GO): ubiquitin binding; NF-kappaB binding
Source: RefSeq, a predicted model, not a curated record
AGGAGGCUGAGGCAGGAGCAGUGGAGGCAGCGGCGGGGACGGAGCCGGAGCUCGCGUCGGGCAGCUAGCGGAGCCGAGGAGGAGAAGCAGCAGAAGGAGGAGGAGGAGGAAGAGCCGGAGGCAGCGGCACGACCGAGAAGGCGGCGGAGGAACCGAAGUCGAGGCCGGGGCAGCACCGGGGCCGCCGGGGAGGGGGCGCGGGGAGGGCCCGGCUUGGCUCGGCUUCGCGGCCCGUGGCGGGCCAUGAGCUCUUAGGCCCCGGCCCCCUCCCCGAGACCCCGACCUGGUCAAGGCCGGCCCGAGCAGCCGCAGCCCGAGCAGCCGCAGCCGCCGCCGCAGCAUUAGCAGCAGCAGCAGCAGCAGCCGCAGCCUGAGCUCGGGGCCGAGGGGCUGGAGAAGGCGGCCAUGGCGUCCAACAUGGACCGGGAGAUGAUCCUGGCCGACUUUCAGGCGUGUACUGGCAUCGAAAACAUUGAUGAAGCCAUUACGUUGCUUGAACAGAAUAACUGGGACUUGGUGGCAGCUAUCAAUGGUGUAAUCCCACAAGAAAAUGGCAUUCUCCAAAGUGAGUAUGGAGGGGAGACUGGACAGGGACCAGCAUAUGGACCAGUCAGUCAUUCUGCAGCCUCGGCUUCGGCACCUUCUUCUUCAGCAUUUCGACCUGUUGUGCCAACCAGACAGAUUGUGGAGAGACAGCCACGAAUGCUGGACUUCAGGGUGGAGUACAGAGACCGCAAUGUAGAUGUAGUCCUGGAAGAUAGCUGCACCGUUGGAGAGAUCAAACAGAUUCUAGAAAAUGAACUCCAGAUUCCUGUAUCUAAAAUGCUAUUAAAAGGCUGGAAGACUGGAGAUGUAGAAGACAGUACGGUCUUAAAAACUCUACACUUGCCAAAAAACAACAGUCUUUAUGUGCUCACACCUGACUUGCCACCACCUUCCUCGAGCCAUGCUGGUGCCCUGCAGGAGUCAUUAAAUCAGAACUUCAUGCUGAUUGUCACCCAUCGAGAAGUCCAGCGGGAGUACAGCUUGAACUUCUCGGGAAGCAGUACCAUCCAGGAGGUAAAAAGGAAUGUAUAUGACCUUACUAGUAUCCCUGUUCGCCAUCAGUUAUGGGAAGGCUGGCCACCUUCAGCCACAGAUGACUCAAUGUGCCUCGUGGCAGCGGGGCUCACCUACCCUUGUCACCAGCUCACAGUGGGGAGACGAUCUUCACCAACACAAGCUCGGGAAGAGUCAGAAGAGCAGUGCACCGAUGUUCACAUGGUUAGUGACAGUGAUGGCGACGACUUUGAAGAUGCUCCUGAAUUUGGAGUGGAUGACGGAGAGAUGUUCGGUAUUGCAUCCUCUGCACUGCGAAAAUCACCAAUGAUGCCCGAAAAUGCAGAAAAUGAAGGGGAUGCCUUAUUACAAUUUACAGCUGAGUUUUCUUCAAGAUAUGGAGACUGCCAUCCUGUUUAUUUUAUUGGAUCACUUGAAGCUGCUUUCCAAGAAGCCUUCUAUGGGAAAGCCCGAGAUAGAAAGCUCCUGGCUAUCUACCUCCACCAUGAUGAAAGUGUUUUAACCAACGUCUUCUGCUCACAAAUGCUCUGUGCUGAAUCCAUUGUCUCUUAUCUGAGUCAGAAUUUCAUAACCUGGGCAUGGGAUAUGACAAAAGAAGCUAACAGAGCAAGGUUUCUGACGAUGUGCACGAGGCACUUUGGUAGCGUGGUGGCCCAGACCAUUCGAACUCAAAAGACAGACCAGUUUCCACUUUUCCUCAUCAUCAUGGGAAAGCGCUCGUCAAAUGAAGUGUUAAAUGUAAUCCAAGGUAACACAACAGUGGACGAGCUCAUGAUGAGGCUGAUGGCUGCGGUGGAGAUCUUCAUGGCCCAACAGCAGGAAGACAUAAAGGAUGAGGAUGAGCGUGAAGCACGAGAGAACAUGAAGAGGGAGCAAGACGAGGCUUAUCGUCUGUCACUUGAAGCUGACAGAGCUAAGAGGGAAGCCCACGAGAGAGAAGUAGCUGAGCAGUCUCGUUUGGAGCAGAUGCGGAAAGAACAGGAAGAGGAGCGAGAGGCUAUCCGGCUAUCCUUGGAACAGUCUCUGCCUCCAGAACCCAAAGAGGAGAGCACGGAGCCCGUGAGUAAGCUCCGGAUCCGAACGCCCAGUGGGGAGUUUCUGGAGCGGCGCUUCCUGGCCAGCAGCCAGCUACGAGUUGUCUUCGAUUUUGUGGCCUCCAAAGGCUUUCCCUGGGAUGAGUUCAAGUUGCUGAGCACGUUUCCCCGGAGAGACGUCACCCAGCUGGACCCCAACAAGUCAUUACUGGAGGUAAAGCUAUUUCCUCAAGAAACCCUUUUCCUGGAAGCAAAAGAAUAGCGGGAAGCUGACCGUCAGACUGGCCGUUCCUUGACAGGCCCGCGGCCCCACGUCGAGAGAAAUGCUUCUCUUCUCCAAACCGCCCUACCCUGUCACCCAACUCCACUCAGUGUCUCACACCUCUCUGCCUCUUGCAAGAAUCUUGGAAAGAAUAAUAAACGUAGCUACAUAAAGUUUCCCAUCCAUGAGUAUAUGUUUUCAGCCCUUGCUGCACAAGCAGAGGAGAAUGUUCUACCAUGAACACUUUCCCAGCCCAGUCCCUGCAGCAUUUGUCCUAGAAUUAAUGCACCAUUCAUAUGUGAGUGAUUGUUAGUAGAAUUCUGAUGCUUCUGAUCCUCCCCCCCUCCCCCAGCCCAACCCCAUGAAGUCUCGGACGAGGCCGUCUUCCCUCUUGCCAUUUAGGAUGCUGUAUCUUUGACGAGUCUCAUCGAGCCAGGCCUCUAACCCAUGCAUCUGACUUCAUCUCCAGAUCUGAAUUCUGACUUUAUCCCUUAAGUUAAGGAGGCGGGAGAACAGUCCCCCACCCCACCCUCCCCCAGGUCCCCCGGAGAUCUCCAUGGGAUGCUGUGUUCUCAGCCUCAGAGAUGAGACAGUUGUAGAGGAAGGCCUCGGACUUCCCUCCGGCCUUCUCUGACUUCUUUGAUGAGGUGUAAGGUUUUGUUUGAAGAAUAGAGUUUGAGAUAUAUGCAAGAUAUUUAUUUUCCAGCUCUGCUUUGGACCCUACUCCUGAUUCAGUGUAGAAAGUCUUUUCCAUUAUGUUGCGGUGUAUGAACCUGCCACAGUUGUGCAUGAUGUGAAUAUUUAAAUACUCUGAGAAGGCAGCCCGUACCCAUCCCCCAGCACCUGCCGAUCCGGGAGGCGUCUGGGGAUCGCACCGCCAGAAGACGAGGCCCAAGCCUUCGGCUCACCACGGAUGGACACGGUCCUCCCGGCCUUGCUCCCCCUCCCUCCCUUUUCUUUUCCCCCUUCACUCCACCGCCCACCUGAACCUCCUCGUUCCCGGGUUCAGAAGCCCUUUGUCUGUGUCACCAGCAAACACCGUGCACACGUAGCCUUAGUGUACACAUAGUGUGACAAGGAAGUCCUGGCUUCGUUCCGCUCGACACGGGAGGGUGGCUCAGACGGCGGAUUCCCACCCGCAAGUAAAAGAAGUGGUUCUCGGCGUCUCCGACGCAGCACUUCCGGCGCCUGGCGUGAGCAGACCGUCUCCUCCUCUUUACCUGAAUCGGCUCAGCUCCGAAGAUGCCCGUCGUCUGAACCUGCGGAUAAACAGUUUUGAUGUAUUUUAUUUAAUCAGCAGGCUUAAGGGUUUGGUGAAUUGAAUGCACUAUCCAAGCAUCUACUGUGAUUCAAACUUUUUUUUAAUUCUGGAAUACUUUUCACAUCUGUUUUUAUGUAACUCAUGAUAGCCAAGGUCCUGAUUUGAAUAAUCUCAACUCCAAAGAAAACGGUCCACCUUUAGGCUUUCCCGCUGCCUCACCCAAGUCUUCAGUCGUAACCCCCACCCAAGUGGUCGCGGAGCCUGUCCUCGCCCCCCCGCCGCCAGGGCAGGUGCCGGCGGGGCCAGACGUGAGUCCAGAGAGGCGACUGCCGGGGACCCGCCUUCCCCAGCCCCCUCCUCCGGCCAUGUAGGUGGAGAGGUCACCCGCUCACAUCUGGCCGGAAGAAGGGCCGUGGCAACACAAACAGGGAGUUGAGGCGUUUUGCUGCUGAUCCUUCUCCUGCCUUCCCAGACCAAGGGUUUCCCACUUCCAAACGACACGACGGGACUCGCCUAGAAGUAUUAGCGUCAUUCUCACUUCAAGAGGUCUGUCCAUCAUCCGCGGUUCCUGGGGCCAGACGCCCCUUCUCACUUGGACUUAGCCCGUAGUGGGUUCCCUUCUCCCUUCGUCUGUUGCAGUGUGGAUCCCAGCUUCCAUGGUUCUCUCAGUGCCCCGUACUCACAAAAUGUCCUUAACGCAACCGCUGCUUUUGUAUCAGAGCGUAAAGAGCUUGUCCGUUCCGAGGGUCUCCUCGCGCAGGUGGCGUUCCUCGCUGGACCCUCGCAAGGUGGGAUGGUUUGCAGCAUUGCUGUGCUAAGUCUCCAUUAGAUAUGAUGUAAAUCCCCAGCAUUUCGUCAUCUGUAUUGUAUUUAUCCAAACUUGGAGUUGAACGAGAGCAUUUUUUUUUUUUUAUGGAACUAUGUUUUUUAAUGUAGCAGAAUGGGACUUUGGCGUUCCUAAAUUGUACCUUUUCGGUGACAUUAGAAACAUAAAAUAAAUUUGCAGUUACACUAAA